Messenger RNA from Balearica regulorum gibbericeps (East African grey crowned-crane), 2556 nucleotides. The record is from RefSeq and is a predicted model, not a curated record. Lineage: Eukaryota; Metazoa; Chordata; Aves; Gruiformes; Gruidae.
AUGGUCAUGUCAGGGAUGAAGAAGAGGUAUCCAAGCACACACAGUCCGUCCCAGGCCACAGAUCCCUUCUGUGCUGCUGAGGAACAUUGCAUGGAUGCCCUGUACCUUCAGGGAAUGAGUUCUUCCUUUUCGAUCUCUCUUCAUAAGGUGGAUAACAUCACAGUUAAGAUUAAAAUGAGACCUGGUGUUUUAACAACCUGUCAAAUUCGUCUUAAAAAUUUCAGCGUGUCUGAACUCAAGAUAAAGCCUGGGGAGAUCGUGACUUUUACCUUCACUUGUGGUAAUCCAGAGAAGUAUUUCACCAUGGAAAUUCAGAAAAAUAUUGACUGUGUGUCAGGCCCGUGUCCCUUUGGAGAUGUUUACCUUUACCCACCGGGGCUACCUCACCUUAACAGGACUUUCAUCUGGGACGUGAAGGCCAGUACAAAGGCUGGACUUGAACUGAAAUUUUCUACCCCGUGGCUAAGACAGAUUGAACCAGGAGAGAGGUGCCCCGAUUCCAUUAGCUACAACAUCAACAGCUGUAUCGAUAUGGCCACAGUCAACAUUGGCACCUUCUGCAGGAAUGGCUCGGUGUCUCGCGUCAAGCUGCUGGGAGGAGUCGUCAUGUCUCUGCACCUCCCAUGGGACUCAUCUCUCACCAGCUCGGGCUUCAACAUAGCUAACAGGGCUUCCAUAAAACGGUUAUGCAUUAUUGAAUCCAUUUUGAAGGGAGAGUCUUCAAUCACCCUGAUGUCCCCAAACUAUCCACUGGGCUUUCCAGAAGACGAGCUCAUGACGUGGCAGUUUGUGGUUCCUUCCAACAUGAGAGCAAGUGUCUUUUUCCACAACUACAGCCUCUCCAACUGCGAAAGGAAAGAGGAGAGGGUGGAGUACUACAUCCCCGGCUCCCUCAGCAACCCAGAGGUGUUCAAGCUGAGCGACAGCCAGCCUGCCAAUAUUGCUGGCAGUUUCAACCUGUCCCUGCAGGGCUGCGAUCAGGAUGCUCAGAACCCGGGCAUCCUCCGCUUGCUCUUCCAAGUCAUCGUUCAGCACCCGCAGCUUGAUGAGAAUGUCACCCAUUUGGUUGACCUGAGCAAGGAAUGGAAUAUGACUGUAACAAUACACUUCGAAGGGUGGCCCAGCCACAUCCCGCUCAUGUCUGAACCGAUAUGCCUGAUCUGUAAGGAUCCUCGCACCUGCGACCGCGUCAUGACUUUAGUGUCUGGCACCGUCUACAAGAUCUCCUUUCUGUGCAAGGACUUGUCCCGUCUGAGGAUCACAGCUGAAAAAGGCAUAGGCUGUGUUGAUCUUCAGUGGUGUCAGAAGAAGAUCUAUUCCCUUUCGGUGCCCAAGGCUAUUACCCAACUGCCGAUUCGACUGCAUAAGUUUAUUUGGAGGCUCUUGGCUCCUGAUCUGAUCAACAUAGAAAUUACAUCUCCGUCCUUGAAACUUCAGCAGCACGUCCCAGAGCAGAGGUGCAACACAAGCUACAGUUACAGCAUUGUUAGUGCCACCUCAGAGACGGAGUUGAAUGUUGGUAUAUUCUGUCCUGGUGGAUCCAUAGAAAAGAUUCAGAUGAGGAAUAAUGUCACCAUAUCCUUAAAAACGUUUGGUAAAGGAUUCCUCAAUGAGUCUAACCAUCAGGAUCUGAAAAUGUCUUUUGUGCCACAUAUUAAAGAUGAGUGCAUUUUCACUGUGAGUCCAGAUCCAAAAGCUAAAGUUUACUUGCAGACUCCCAACUGGCCAUACGGUCUACCUCCUUAUGUCUCCAUAUCCUGGCACGUCAUCGUGCCCAGUAAACAAGUUGCCCACCUAGGGUUCUCCAAGGACCGCAUGGGCAUUGCUUGUGAGACAGGCCGUGCCUAUGUCAACAUAAAGGAAGAGACAUCGGGGGCAGAGGAAACCGUGCGCCGUGAGGAUGAGCUUCUGCCCAAGCCCCGAAAUAUGUAUCACAACUUCUGGGUAAAUGUCUCCAACUGUAAACCUGUGGAUAAGACACAGCUGACCUUGCAGUUCUGGGUGACUUUUGCUGACAAGCAGAUAGACCUAGGAGUGAUACUUGCUGUGGUGGCUGGGGCUGGAGUUCUCAUGGCUAUUGGACUCACUGUGUGCUGCGUUAAGAAGAAGAAGAAGAAAAGCCAGAAUCCCAUGGUGGGAGUGUACAAUUCUAACGUGAAUACCCAGAUGCCUGGAAAACGAGGCUUAUUCCCAAAAGAGAGGAAAAACAACGAGUCUCAUGUCUAUGCAGUUAUUGAUGAUGCUGUGGUCUACGGGCACUUGCUGAAGGAAUCCAAUGGCUCAGUCACUCCAGAAGUUGAUGUGUACCGGCCUUUUGAUGGACCUGUUGGUAGCUUGCCACCUUCUCCACCUCCAUUCUCCUUUAGAAAAGACAUUAAACGCUCUUCUAACACUGAGGAACCUCCACCUCUGAUGGACACAGACCAUGACGCUUACACAUUUGCUCAUCAGAAAUCAGGGCAACCAGAGGACAAUGGAGAUACAACGGAAAAGAAUAAUGGAGAUACAAGCAUGUCCUUGCUGGAAAAUAAGGAACAGGACGGUUUAGUGGAGUAA